UAUUUCCAGCCCUCCCCCUGCGUUGCCAUUUUGCACUGCAUGAAGAUGUCUGGAAAUAUCUCCCGGAAGAAUUUCAUCUCAAGGAUUGUCUUCGUUUCCCUCAUUAGCACCGUCUACACUCCAGGAAAUGCCCAGCCGGAUAGGAAUCAAAAUUACGCCUGUAGAGAUUCAGAAAAUCAAACUAUAGCACUAAACGUGACUUUAAAAACUUGCUAUCCAGCUGAUAUGACUAUUAAUGGAACAGUAGUCGCCAAUGAAGAAGGUUGUCAACCACCGAUAAUAAAUGUAAUAUUUGGAAUAUCUGCAGUGAUUACUGGUUGCCAUAUUAUUCUAUAUCGUUGUUUUUAUAAUGGCACUGAAGAAUGGCUAAUUUUAACACCUAUUCCAACAGAAAGCAAUGAUACAGCUAUUCCAACAGAAAGAAAUGAUCCAGCUAUUCCAACAGAAAGCAAUGAUACAGCUAUUCGAACAGAAAGAAAUGAUCCAGGUCUGCCGACUGAAGCCAUAGUUGCGAUAUGUUUUGGGAUCGUCUUUCUUAUGAUCAUUAUCAUUAUCAUUGUUCGAUGGAGGGAUAUCCGCAGAUUCAGCGCCCACUACUUGAAGAAAUUCCUCCCCGUCUCCGCUCCACAAACCAGGAUUCUUUGGAAGAAAAAUUCACGCGGGAAAAAUCCCACAGAUGAUACGGCCAAUGAUCAAUCUACACAGUCAGAAGCUGAAGCGGUGAAACUUGUUCCAAGUGGCGACGGAGAGAGACAGGAAACUCUCGAAAGCUCAAAGGAUGAUAAUAUUACAGUAAUUGAAUGAUACAGCAUGGAAACAGGCCCGUCGGCCCAACUUGCCCACACUGGCCAACAUACUCCAUCAACACUAGUCCCACCUGCCCGCGUUUGGCCCAUAUCCCUACAAACCUGUCCUAUCCAUGUAUCUGUCCAAGUGUUGGGAUAGUCCCA
Molecule: messenger RNA, 950 nt
Organism: Amblyraja radiata (thorny skate)
Lineage: Eukaryota; Metazoa; Chordata; Chondrichthyes; Rajiformes; Rajidae
Exons: 11
Coding region: 40-804 (254 amino acids)
Source: RefSeq, a predicted model, not a curated record